UAAAUUGGCUGUUGCACAUCAUACACUGCAAAACUGGGCUCCCAUUCAAGACAGAUGUUCUGUUUUUUAUGCGCUCUUACUUUCUCUCUCUUCUGUAUUUGACUCGCUGCGUUAGAAUGAACAUCUUAUGUAUCAUGUAUAUAACGAAAACGGAAGCCGAAAUGGAAUGUCAAACGCGUAAUGUUCAAGUUUAGGUCAACCUCCGUCAUUGAAUUUGUAGCGCAUUCUGUUUAUGCGUAGCAAAUUUACGUUGACCAUCCGAGCCUAUUGAUUGUACAUUGCUGGAUAUAUCACCACGAAUCCACAUGCUCGAUAGGGCAGGAUAUUCCCACAGUGCGGUUAUUUGACAGUAUUUUUCAUCGCGGCGGCUGGCGUUGGCGGAGAUAACGUUGUCAGCGACAUACACUAGUACUCCAUUUUCUCCGGUUUGAACGUACGCGUGGACCGCGUUGUAGCUGACACAUUCCCGCAGCAAGGCGGUUAGGGAUGAGAGCGGAAGUGGGUCACAGUUCGCCGAGGAGGACUUGAUUGUGUCAUAGCAUAAAGCGAUUUUGGUUCAGCUGCAAAAACUGUGUCAACCCUCAAACGCCGACAUCGUAAAGGCGUCGACACACUGCAGCAGCUCAGCUCGGCAUUAUCAACUGGCGCUCUAAUUCCGAAAAACAGUGGAUUGGAGGUGUUAGAGCAUUGCCAACCGCAGACAUCGAUGACGCUCAAGCAACCGUUUUAAUAACGCAAGGAUGAUUAGCUUUUUGAGCUCAAAAGGCAAUAACCAAGGAAAAGAUUUGGAUUACGCGGGAUGCAACGGCUGAAUUUGAUCAUGUGACGCGUAUAAAAGGAUCAUUAUACACUGCCGCUAUAUGGUGCGACUGAUGGGAAAGUGGACGCCCCGCUUGAAUCUCAGUACAAGAGAGCCCAGUAUACAUUAAUGGGAUUUGGAUUUCAUGUGGAAUGAGUCUUUUUUAUGAUUUGAAACUCAAACGGCAGAAAACUGGCGCCACUUCCGGCCCAUCACCGGAUAUCAGCUAUGGUCCCCAUUCAUCCUCCUCCUCGGUGAGCGAUCACGAUGCCGACUCCUCCAGUCCGCCAUCAUCACCCUCACACACCGAUCUAGAUCAGACCCAUCUGCAUCCGCGCCGCUUCAGCAGCGGCAGCAGUACGUGUCAGCGCGAAACCGGGUCACCCAGUGACAUCAGCCCGACUAGGUCAUCGGAUGGAGAUUCACUUUUAUCUAGUCCAAUUGCCACAUCGCACCAGCUGCGCAAUGGCCAGCCACCUCCGAUGGCCACAUCGCCCGCGGUCAAUUUUGCGGCAGCACUACGACCGCAUAAGAAUCCUCUGCCCACCCAUCCCGGCUGUUUUCCCACCGUCUUCCCGCAGCCGGCCUUCCAGCUGGUCAAUCAGAAAGGCUCCAUCGUGGUCCCGCCCAACGCCAUGAUAGCCAACGUCAACGCGGCUACCCAGUUCGUCGGUAACAUCCUGUACCGGUGUCUGGUGCAGCCACGUGGGAUGCCCAUGGCGGAGUCGUAUGCCAACUUGGCGCGUUCACCCAAUCAGUACGUUCACACAUCGACGCCCACACCAACAAAGGUCAGCGAAGAGCCGGUGAACUUGUCAUUGGGCCGACAGAGUCCCGAGAGCAGUUCGUCCAGCGGGGCACGACGAGUACUACCAUCGACCAGUUCCAUUACAUCCAAAAGCGAAAUGGAAUCGGAGGAUGAGGAGGAAGCUGAUGGGACGGCGCGGGAAUCGCCGAUGAUAUGUAUGAUCUGCGGGGAUAAAGCCACCGGUCUGCAUUACGGAAUCAUUACGUGCGAAGGAUGUAAAGGAUUCUUCAAGCGGACCGUGCAGAACAAGCGGGUGUAUACUUGCGUGGGGAGUGGCCUGUGUGAAAUAACCAAGACACAGCGUAAUCGCUGCCAGUAUUGCCGCUUCCAGAAGUGCUUGAAGCAGGGCAUGGUGUUGGCGGCUGUCCGCGAAGACCGCAUGCCGGGAGGCCGGAAUAGUGGCGCGGUGUAUAAUCUGUACAAAGUCAAGUAUCGGACGCGGAAACGGAAGAAUUCCUUGACGGGGAAGAAUGGCGGUCAUCACAGUCCGCGUGAUUCCGAUGUGGACAAGUCCACACCGCCCAGUCCGCACAUAAAAGCGCAACAGACACCGGAAUCCACUGUUCCUUCAGAACCCGAAGAUGCUCAUGUUCUGGGUAAGCUCAUUGAUUUGGACCAAUUAGAGGAUAUAGCUACGUUAAAGAGUAUGGAGUCGUUCUUCUCUGAUACGAGUGUGGAACUGCCGGUGAGAUUACGUUCCAUGGGGGACCAAAUGGUAUUUAAACUGGUGGAGUGGACCAAAAGACUGCCGUACCUUAGCUCAUUACCCCUCAAUUUGUUGACGUCCCUCUUGACGUACCGAUGGCAUCUGAUUUUACUCCUAUCUACAAGUUUUUAUAAUGCACAAAACCGAUGGCGCAAGGUUAGAAAGAUUUCCGACGCCAAAUUCCCGAUGGAGAACUCCAUCAUUAAUGGUGAAAAAGCCAUUCAUGGGAAGGAGAAGUUAAUGACCAAAGGAAAAUGCGAUAUCGAUGAUGACCUGAAAUAUUCUCAACUACCAGAAUCAUCCACAAAUCCCAGUGAUAGUGAAGUUAGCGAAUCCAAACCGAUUCUUGCUGCCGGUGAAGAGAGUUUUAAAGAGGAACUGUGCCAUAGUCUACUGCAUUUGCAGUACUAUCUGCGCCGCUUAUUGGGUCGUGAUGUGGAGUACGAUGAGCUGGAAGCGGAAAUCGGGAGCAUGCUGCGCCAGUUGAUCUCGUUUAUCCGGCAUUUACGUGACAUUAAACUGACCACGGAGGAGUAUGUGGCACUGAAGGUGCUGAUUAUGCUGCAGGAUUCAUCAGCCAGUGGCUCGCCGCAAUUACGUCUGUACCAACAGAAAUACAUGAAUGCGCUGAUGUGCUACCUGGUACGCAUUCAUGGCCGCAAUGCACAACAGCGACUCCAUCUGCUGCUUAAUCUCAAUCCGCAGAUCCACGCGGCGGCUGCAGCAUUGCUGGAGAAUAAAAUGUUCUAUGUUCCUUUUCUCCUCAACAGUUGAGUGCAGUAUUUUUUCUCUCUGUCUCUCUCUCACUCUGGGUUUUUUCUGCAACUGUUUCCCUAUACGUACAAUUUUCGUCUUUUCUACUGUUGUCCAUUGUCCAAUCCAAUCAAGGAAACUGCAAUAUGCAGCUUUUUUUCUUUUGGGAGUUUUUCUUCUGUACAGUUUUUUUGGAUUACACUUUCCUCUGUGUUCGUCAUCUGUUGACCAAAUUUUUGAUUCGAUUUUGUACGUCAGUUUUUGUUCCUGUUGAGAACCAAAAUUCUCUACAAUAAAUGAUUUUAUUAAACC
Molecule: messenger RNA, 3378 nt
Organism: Paramacrobiotus metropolitanus
Lineage: Eukaryota; Metazoa; Tardigrada; Eutardigrada; Parachela; Macrobiotidae
Product: hormone receptor 4-like
Exons: 7
Coding region: 952-3087 (711 amino acids)
Biological process (GO): regulation of DNA-templated transcription
Molecular function (GO): DNA-binding transcription factor activity; sequence-specific DNA binding; zinc ion binding
Source: RefSeq, a predicted model, not a curated record